UAGAAACGAAGAAGUGACGUCACAGACUCAAGGCCACCAGAUUCGAACCAAAGUAUUUUUAUGAGCCUAUUGUUGACACAACUUUGUGUCGCCACGGUAAUGCGCCCGUGGUGUAUCGUCAUGGUAACGCAAAGCAGCUCACCAGCGCCGUGACUGAGCCCUGACUCAGGUGUGGCCGUGUGUGUGUGUGUGUGUGUGCUCUUUAAAUACCAAUAUUUAAAGAGCACACACACACAAACGCGCACACACCUCAGCUCUCCUUGGAGCGUAUGCGUGCUUAUGCGUGUGUGCAAAGGUCAGAGGUCAGGGUAAUCAAAAUGGCGCUGGUGUCCGAGUUCCUGGGACAGCUGACGCUGUCGUACGGCACGGACAAAGCUGUAGCGUAUCCUCUGCAGGAGGCGGAGCCUACCUUUCCCACCGUGGUCGCCUUCCGAGACUUUGACCCAAUCAGCGACGCCGCACGACUAGAUGCCGCCCUGAGGACCAAAGGAGUGGACGAGCAAAGCAUCAUCGAUAUUCUGACGCGAAGGUCGUACGAGCAGCGGCAAGAGAUCGCCUUCGGGUACGAGCGCAUGGCCAAGAAGGACCUGCAGACGGCCUUGAAGGGGGCACUGUCGGGAUCUUUGGAGGCGCUGAUGCUGGGCCUGAUGAAAAGUCCCGCCCAGUACGACGCCUUGGAGCUCAGAGCUGCCAUGAAGGGUCUGGGAACCGACGAGGAGACGCUCAUCGAGAUGGUCUGCUCCCGAAACGACCGAGAACUGGCCGACAUCCAAAAAGUGUACCGCGAACUGUUUAAGAAAGAUCUGGAGAAAGACGUCGCAGGAGACACGUCGGGAGAUUUUGCUAAACUGCUGCUCGCUCUCAUUCAGACCAAGCGAGACGAACCUUCCAACGUAGUCGACUAUGAGAAGAUUGACGACGACGCCAAGAGCCUCUACGAAGCCGGCGUGAAGCGCAAAGGAACCGAUGCGGCCGUAUGGAUUUCCAUCUUGACGCAGAGGAGCGCCACUCACCUGCAGAGAGUGUUUGAGCGCUACAAGAGCUACAGCCCGUAUGACUUGAAGGAAAGCAUCUGCAAGGAAGUCAAAGGCGACCUCGAAAAAUCUUUCCUGACUCUCGUGGAGUGUUUGGAGAACAAACAGAUGUACUUCGCCGACAGACUCGAUGAGGCUAUGAAGGGCAAAGGUGCCAAGGAGAAAGUUCUCACCCGCAUCCUGGUGUCUCGAUGUCAAGUGGACUUGAUGAAGAUCAGAAGAGAGUUCAAGAAGCGACACGGACGCUCGCUCUACCGCGCUAUCAGUGAACACACCAAAGGCGACUACCAGAAGGCUUUGCUCAGCUUAUGUGGAGGAGAUGACUGAACUCGCUCAACGUACGUGCGUGCGUGCCUCCGAUGACAAAAGGACACACACACACACACUUACACAGACACACACACACACACACUAACCCUAACCACACACACUCGAGCCCCACGUGCUGCCUGAGCUGCUCUUGUCAAUCUAACAUUAAACAAAAUGAAAGAAAUCA
Messenger RNA from Phyllopteryx taeniolatus (common seadragon), 1530 nucleotides. It is a transcript of the gene anxa2b, whose product is annotated as annexin A2b. NCBI's taxonomy places the organism in Eukaryota, Metazoa, Chordata, Actinopteri, Syngnathiformes, Syngnathidae. Gene Ontology annotation, cellular component: cytoplasm. Gene Ontology annotation, molecular function: phospholipase inhibitor activity; calcium ion binding; calcium-dependent phospholipid binding. The record is from RefSeq and is a predicted model, not a curated record. The coding region runs from base 270 to 1361 and encodes 363 amino acids. The transcript is spliced from 13 exons.